AGGACAAAUGCUGAUGAAAUCUGGCAGGAGGUUGCCAAACGAUAUAAGGAAAUAAUCGAAAACGAUAUCAAACUGCGAAAUUCCAGUCAAACUAUGGCAUCAUUCAAGGUUACGUCCUUGCAAACAGAACAACAGACACACUCGGCAACAUAUCCGUUGGCCCAGUGUCCUCAAGCACAGCCAGUAGAUAAUGAAGAACAAUUUCACCACUCAGUUGUCAUGCAUCAAAAGGAGAAGAAAGAUACUGAAACGUUUCCCAAAAUUGUUAAAGUAUUUAGCUUAAAACCCUCAUUACCUGUGCAAAUUUUCCGAGAUCAUGUGACCAUAGUCAUCUCACCAAAGGAGGCAACUGCCCAACCCCUUUUUGGAAAGUCAUUGGAGAAUGAACCAUGCGAGCAAAUUGAGAAGGAAACCUUUAACAGCAGCGCAAACAAUGAAGGAGGCAAAAUUCAGACUUAUUAUGACAAUAAAUGUGUACCAAAUUUUCAGUGUACUGGUAUUAGCAGGCGAAAAAGUUCGCGUGAUACCGAUUUUUUAAGGAACCAGCAUAUAUUUGGUAUGGCAGACAUUGAUACAAUGCAACUUGGAGAGAAGGACGUCCGAAGUGGUAGCUUGUCAGGAAGAACCUUCAUGGAAGAGUGGUUCCAAAUACCUUGCAACUCUACACCUGAAAAAAACCCUUUUUCGAAGAAUGAAGGAGUUAAUGAGGCGGAAGUAAUGGUCAAUGCGAGAAAAAAAAAUGUCUCGGAGCAAGAACUAAGUAAUAUCGAUGCUAAUAAGAAAAGGAAAAGAAGGAAAAGGAGGGCCAUUUUUCAGCAGGCCAAGACAAGGAGGAGCAAAAAGAGGCGUUUAAUUAAUGAUAUCAAGACUAUCGAUCAAUCUUUGAUAGGUAAAGAAUUCAAAAGCGAUACUGUGAACCAAGCAUGUUCUCAGGUUGAAUACUGUGGCUCAUUUAAGGAUACAGAAACAGAAAUGACGGAGACCACUACUGGAACACAAGGAAGGUCUGAGAAAGAUACUCAGGAAUCCUUUCAGGAUUCUCUGGCAGUUUUUAAUGGGGAACCCGUCCCCGGUGAGACGGGGGUGAUUUCAAAGGAGCCAGCAGGAAGCAGUAAGGGUAAUGGUUAUUUCCCGUCAGGUACGAUUUCUUCCUUACCUGGUAUUGACAUUCAUCAAAAUAGAAUUCUUCAUCUUAAAGAAAAACUUGCACAGCAGGAACAGGAACUUAAGAAUCUUAAGCGCAAAAAAGAGUUUGAAGGUGUACUAACAGAAGAAGCUGAGGAAGAAUGGUUUGAGCCAAAAGACAUGAAAGACACAGAGUCUCUGGGAGACAACGAAGUGCGUGAUGUAAGCCUUAAGGAAGACACAAAGAUCUGGUCCGAUGGAAAAGAAAUCGAAGAGGCUGUUAAUAUGGGCGAAAUGGAUGAUCUAAAGAACGCGUUUCAGAAGGUGAUCAAAUCAUUCAGUAGAACCUUAGAUGGCAAAUUGUAUUCCACCAGAAGAGUUCCAUACUACGCUCACCUCCCGACAAGGAAUUAUGCGGUAGGCGUCGAUUACAAACGUUUUUCUACUGGCAUCACCAACCAAUUGAUACCCGGGGAUUUUGAUAGUCAGGAAGAGUUCUUGUUUCAGCUAGGUUUGCUGAGAAUCUACUAG
Pocillopora meandrina is the source of this 1656-nucleotide messenger RNA. The record is from the annotation of a GenBank genome assembly. NCBI's taxonomy places the organism in Eukaryota, Metazoa, Cnidaria, Anthozoa, Scleractinia, Pocilloporidae.